Molecule: messenger RNA, 2736 nt
Organism: Lolium perenne
Lineage: Eukaryota; Viridiplantae; Streptophyta; Magnoliopsida; Poales; Poaceae
Source: RefSeq, a predicted model, not a curated record
UUGUGCCUAACUGGGUGUUUGUUCUCUGCUAUUGGGUGUUUGGUUCUGUCAUUUCUAGCUAGCUGAAAGUUGAUAUUUCAUUUGUGAGUUGGGCUAUGUCCACUACAUCAAUCAGUAGAGAAGAGCAAAUGGUAUGGUUGUGAACUUAUCAGUCCCCACGCUUUAUGGACACAUGUUGAAACUAUCAGUGACUAGUAUGUCUGCACUAUUGAUAUCUUUGUGGAUAAUCAUGCGGAAGCUGCGGAGUGUUCUCAAAUGGUUCUUACACUACUGUGUCAGGUUAACUCUUUUGGGUCUGCUAAAUUACUAGGUAUUUCUCCGAUUUCCUUGUUUCUUCGUAAUCAGUUCUUUCACGGAGAUGUUUCAUCUACUAGAGAAACUGAGCUCACCCUCAUCAUCCAAUCUUGACAUACAUACUACAGUCUGACAGCUCAUUAAUUGGAAUUCGUAAACACCGUUUGUGCAUAAAGUUCCGUCUUGCUUGAAUUGCCUUGAGGCCAGUAUCAGAGCUUCAAUGGCAGAACCUGUUGCACCCUGGAGGACUAUUGUACAGAUCAAUGACGAUGAACACUCUGGGUGUAUCGUUCAAGUCUCGUGAGGACCACCGGAAGCAGCUUGAGCUCGAGGAGGCGCGUAAGGCGGGGCUUGCCCCUGCCGAACUCGACGAGGAUGGGAACGAGAUCAACCCUCACAUCCCGCAGUACAUGUCCUCGGCCCCAUGGUACCUUAACGCCGAGAAGCCGAGUUUGAAGCAUCAGAGGAAGUGGAAGUCGGACCCGAACUACACCAAGGCGUGGUACGAUAGGGGUGCCAGGCUUUACCAGGCCAACAAAUACAGGAAAGGUGCUUGCCAAAACUGUGGAGCCAUGACUCACGACAAGAAGUCGUGCAUGGAGCGACCUCGGAACGUUGGAGCUAAGUGGACUAAUAUGGAUAUAGCUCCAGAUGAGAAAGUGGAGUCGUUUGAGCUUGAUUACGAUGGCAAGCGUGAUCGCUGGAAUGGUUACGAUACGUCGACCUACAGCCGUGUUAUCCUAGAUUAUGAAGCUAGAGAAGAGGCCAGGAAGAAGUUCCUGAAAGAACAACAGCUAAAGAAACUUGAGGAGAAGGAUGGUGAGCAGGAUGGUGAGAAUGCGGGCAGCGAAGAGGAUGGCCUCAAGAUAGAUGAGGCAAAAGUUGAUGAGAGUGCUCAAAUGGAUUUUGCGAAGGUAGAAAAGCGUGUGCGCACAACAGGCGGUGGAAGCACUGGAACUGUCAGGAAUUUGCGUAUUAGAGAAGACACUGCAAAGUAUCUUCUCAAUCUCGAUGUGAACUCUGCGUAUUAUGAUCCAAAAACCCCUUCCAUGCGCGAGGAUCCUUUGCCAGAUGCAGACCCCAACGAUAAAUUCUACUCCCUCCGGUCCUAAGUAUAAGCCAUAUAGUUUUUGGCACGGAAAUUAAGAAACACACUUUUGGGAAAAAUUACACCUUGUUUAGUUAAGAUUAACCCUAGGCAAUUAACGUGACCUAAUAGAGGACUUUGCGUAAGCUAAGAAAACAUAAUCGAAUCACUAAAAAUAUUUUCCAUACAAGUGGGGCAACGUAGUAAACCUUGUAUUAUGGAUUUUUUCUCAAAACACUAUAUGGCUUAUAUUUAGGACCGGAGGGAGUAUGUGGUAAGUGUCAGAGCACAUACAAGUUGCUUUACACUCUUAAAAGUUACAUCAAAUCUUCUCCUGGCUACACUAUAGAUUCAGUAUUCUGAUGUAUUAUUAUGAUGCAGGGUGAUAACCAAAAUAGACAAAGUGGACAAGCUCUGGAGUUUAAGCAACUCAAUGUCCAUGCGUGGGAAGCUUUUGACAAGGGGCAGGAUUUCCAUAUGCAAGCCGCCCCAUCUCAAGCUGAACUACUUUUCAAGAGUUUCUUGGUCAAGAAGGAGAAGCUGAAAUCUGAAGGCAAGGACAAAAUUAUGGAGAAGUACGGGAAUGCUGCAUCUGAAGAGCCAAUCCCUCGCGAGCUUCUUCUUGGGCAAAGUGAGAAAGAGAUUGAGUACGAUCGGACUGGCCGCAUAAUCAAGGGACAGGUUGGAUAUAGCUCUUCCUCAGAGCAAAUACGAAGAGGAUGUGUUAAUUAAUAACCACACAACAGUGUGGGGUUCAUGGUGGAAAGAUCAUCAACGGGGCUAUAAAUGCUGUAAGCAGACUAUCAAAAAUAGUUACUGCACAGGAUUGGCUGGAAUUGAGGCUGCUGAAGCAUCAGCUGAUUUGAUGAAGGCAAACAUGGCACGCAAGGAAGCUGCUGAAGAGGAACCUGUACGACAAGAAGAAAAGAAACUAGCCACUUGGGGAACAGAUAUUCCUCAGGAUCUUGUUCUCGACCAGAAGUUGCUUCAGGAAUCCCUAAAGAAGGAGGCCACAAGGAAGAAGGAAGAGAUGGACGAGAGAAAGAGGAAGUACAACGUGAAGUGGAAUGAUUAGGUCACUGCGGAAGACAUGGAGGCCUACCGUAUGACGAGGGUCCGCCACGAUGAUCCUAUGAGAGAUUUUCUCAAUUAGCUGUUUAUAUGUCACUGUCAGUUGGUUGCCUUGUUACUGCAAGCAUUUGUAAUGCAAGUGUACGCUAUGAUCGUGUGAUGUGCAAAGCAGAACUAAGUUUGUUCUUGUUCAUUCUUGUCAACUUGUUAACCAUGACAUACGCAAAUCUGUAUUGAUAUUCCCACUUGCAUCAACAGUAAGUUGUUGCUUUGCGAUUUGUUCA